This is a messenger RNA of Parnassius apollo (apollo), 243 nucleotides long. The record is from the annotation of a GenBank genome assembly. Lineage: Eukaryota; Metazoa; Arthropoda; Insecta; Lepidoptera; Papilionidae.
AUGGCAUUCAAAAUUGCUGCUUUGCUUUUACUUCUGGUCGCUCUCGGUAACGGUCUGCCGUACGGAGGCGGUUACGGAGGUUACGGAGGAGGACGGGGAGGUCUGGGUGGCUUUGGUUACGGAGGUAGAAAAGGCGGAUAUGGAGGCUACGGUGGUCACAACGAUGUUGGAUCUGGUGACGGUCAUGGAGGUCAGCGCAGUUACGGCGGACACCGUGGCGGGUACCAAGAGUACGGAUAUUAG